Messenger RNA from Poecilia latipinna (sailfin molly), 6804 nucleotides. Its product is annotated as ADAM metallopeptidase with thrombospondin type 1 motif, 12. Gene Ontology annotation, cellular component: extracellular matrix. NCBI's taxonomy places the organism in Eukaryota, Metazoa, Chordata, Actinopteri, Cyprinodontiformes, Poeciliidae. Bases 738 to 5504 code for a protein of 1588 amino acids. Gene Ontology annotation, molecular function: metalloendopeptidase activity. The transcript has 24 exons. The record is from RefSeq and is a predicted model, not a curated record. Gene Ontology annotation, biological process: proteolysis; extracellular matrix organization.
CAAUUAGAUAAUCACCUUAAAUCACCUCAAUGUCAUUUAAAUGUUGUCACUAACACAUCAAGCGUCUGGGGACAUAAAAGAAAGAACCUUAUGUCACAAUGAGAGAAAAUCCCCCCAAGCUAAUAUUAAAAGCCUGUAGCUCGGUGUGAAAAUGUUUACAAGCUGUGAUGCUUGCCAAAUAUUUCAGAAUUUACUAGUGUUGACAAAGCGUGAUGCUCGGAUUUUAGUGUUUUAUAAAAGAAUUUCAACAUAUUUUUAAUCUUGCAUUCUCUCUCUGGAUAGAUUUAGGUUAGCGCUCUUUAAGGCAUUGGAAUAAAACUUAAUAUCUGCAUACAGCCCGUUGGCGCCUUAAUGAUCCAACUCAUUUGCUUGAGCGUCGACACGAGUUGAAGAUGCGCUGCUGCAUCAACAGACAAGUCCGGACAGGAGGGAAGAAGCAGACAUGGUCCAUUCAAACCAGGGAACCCUCUUCCUCUGCUUCCCCCACGCUCCUGUGAGGAAAGUAGAUACUCCUCCUCCUCCGUCCUCCACCGAGAAGGGAGCUUUCUCUCCCCUAAAACCCUGAUCGGGCUGCCAGUCCCUCCUCGGAGCGUGUCCCCCUCCACAAUCGGAAUCUGAGCCUGUUCAUGUCAUGACCCGGAGCAGUGCAGGAUCGAAGAGGUCGACUCCUCCAACCAGCCUGGCUCUCCGAUGCAGAUGACUCUUCUCCCGGGUUCCCACUUUGGUUCUUAUGAAAUAUGCGAUGUUCGCUGGAGUGCUCGCUUCUCUUUCGGCUGCACUUUGUUUUCAUGUUGGCAGCGGGCCACGAUGAGCUAUCUGCCAGACUCCUCUCCCUCUCCAGCGAGCAAGGUCAUUUGUCCCAGUCUGGCUCAGACCCAUCCAUCGUCCAUCCCGUGAGAAUCAGCGCUGAUGGUGAGUUUGUCUCUCACUCCGUGUCUCACCAUUUCAAGACCGGGAGAUCCAGGCGUGCACUGCGGUCCCUUUCUCCAGAGGGGCAGGUCUACUACAAGCUCAGCUACAAUGGUCGAACCUUAAUGUUCAAUUUGACCAAAAACCAUCACCUGCUGUCAACUGAAUACGUCCUGGAGAAGAGGAAUGGCAGUGCUAGCAGGGCUGAGCCUGCCCUGUCUGACGGGAACUCCUGCCACCUUCUUGGCACGGUGGAAGCCCAUGAUGUUAAAGGAACGGCUGCCAUCAGCACCUGCAAAGGACUGAGAGGAUUCUUUUCCCUGCCGGAGGGGCAUUUCUUCAUCGAACCUGCCCAGAAAUUGCCCAGUGAUCCUGCAGGGACUCCAGAACCACACGUUGUCUAUCCAAGAUCUACUGAGGAAAACCACAGAAGAAAACGUAGCCUGGAGUCCAAACACACUCCCAGCCCCUGCGGAGUUCAAGAUGCGCCAAGUGACUCUCACCAGGUGGAAAAAGAGAGGGAGGAGUGGGAGAGGGAGGAGGCUCAGGCUCAGUCCCGCUCGCGUCGCUCAGUCAGCCGGGAGCGAUGGGUGGAGACCAUGGUGGUGGCUGACUCCAAACUCAUCGAAUACCAUGGCAGCGACAAUGUUGAGUCCUACAUUUUCACCAUCAUGAACAUGGUUGCUGGAAUAUUUCAUGAUGCCAGUAUUGGAAAUGCCAUCCACGUCAUCUUGGUGCGCCUCAUUCUGCUUCAAGGAGAAGAGAAAGGAUUGAAGAUUGCUCACCAUGCAGACACAACUCUGUCCAGUUUCUGUGCGUGGCAGAAAAACCUGAAUCCACAAAGCGACACUCACCCAGCUCACCACGAUCUGGCUGUUCUGAUCACAAGGAAAGAUAUUUGUGCAGGAAUGAACCAGCCAUGUGAGACUCUGGGUCUCUCUCAUCUAUCUGGGAUGUGUCAGCCCCACCGCAGCUGCAACAUCAACGAGGAUUCAGGACUGCCUGUCGCCUUCACUGUUGCUCAUGAAAUGGGCCACAGCUUUGGGAUCCAUCAUGACGGCCAAGGGAAUGACUGUGAGGUGGGAGCAAAACACCCGUUCAUCAUGUCGAGACAACUGAUGUAUGACAGUUCGCCUCUGACUUGGUCGUCCUGCUCCAAGGAGUACAUCACACGUUUCCUCGACCGUGGCUGGGGUUUCUGUUUGGAUGACCGUCCUUCCAAGAGGGACCUGACUACCCCUCUGGCCCGUCUUGGCGUCCGCUACACUACCCAUCAUCAGUGCCAGCUCCAGUACGGUCCAAAUGCUACUUUCUGUCCAGAGGUGGAUAAUGUUUGCCAGAUUCUUUGGUGUUCAGUGAAUGGGAGCUGUAGAUCCAAAUUGGACUCGCCUAUAGAUGGUACUCGCUGUGGACCAGACAAGUGGUGCAUUUCUGGAGAGUGUGUAAUUGUGGGUAAACUGCCAGAGACUGUGAAUGGAGGCUGGGGGCUUUGGGACAAAUGGUCCUACUGCUCCAGGACUUGUGGAACUGGAGUUCAGUCUGCAGAGAGGGAAUGUAACAAUCCCAAACCUGAAUUUGGAGGAAAGUAUUGCACUGGAGAAAGGAAGCGUUACCGGACCUGCAACACCAAACCUUGUCAGAAUGAGAAGCCGUCCUUCAGAGAGAUGCUGUGCAGUGAGUUUGACACAGUGCCGUAUCACAACCAGCUCUACCAGUGGAUCCCAGUCGUUAACCCAUUAAAUCCCUGCGAACUUCACUGCCGACCAGUUAGUGACUACUUUUCGGAGAAGAUGCUUGACGCGGUGACCGACGGGACGCCGUGCUUCAUGAACAACAAGUCCAGAAACAUCUGUGUUAACGGAGUGUGCAAGGAGGUCGGCUGUGACUUUGGUAUCGACUCAAACGCGGUGGAGGACCGCUGUGGGGUCUGUCUGGGCGACGGCACAAGCUGUGAGAUGGUUUAUAAGACAUAUGAUGAACAAGAAGGUUUUGGGUACGUGGACGUGGGGGUGAUACCAGAGGGCGCCCGGGACAUUCUGGUGAGGGAAGCCCAGGAGGCAGGUAACUUCCUGGCCCUCAGAAGUGUGGGGUCAGACGAGUACUUCCUCAACGGGAACUUCAUCAUCCAGUGGAACGGCGAGUACGAGGCAGGUGGGACGACGUUCUACUAUGAGCGCAGUGGAGACAUGGAGAACCUCACUGCACCUGGACCUACCAAGCAGCCAGUCUUGCUCCAGUUGUUGUUUCAGGAGAAGAAUCCAGGUAUUAAGUUAGAAUACACCAUCAAGAAGACAAAAUUUAUAGAAAAUGAGGUCACUGAACCCACUUACAGCUGGAGACACGGAGCCUGGACCGACUGCAGCACCACCUGUGGCCUAGGAGAGCAACACCAGCCAGUGCUGUGUUUUGAAACAGAUGUGGGCGUCAUGGACGAGUCUCUGUGCGACCCAGACAGCCGUCCAGAGGACCGACACCGCAAAUGUAAAAAUAUGGAAUGCCCUGCACGGUGGUGGGUUGGUGGUUGGCAGCAUUGUACAGAAACCUGUGGAUCAACAGGAUUGAGGAAGAGAACCGUUCUUUGUGUCCGCACUGUUUCAGGGGAGGAGAGAGUACUCCACCCUCUGGAAUGCAAGCAUCUGCUUAAACCCAAACCUGUGGUGCCGUGCAACAGAGAUGUGCCAUGUGGGCAGGAAUGGGCUGUUGGCAACUGGGAGGAAUGCCCCGUCACAUGUGGAGGGGGAGUUCGCUCACGCACAGUGUCGUGCACAUUGGCGCCAAAGAAGAUCUGUGACCUCUCGACCAAACCCAGGUCCAAAUCACUGUGUGCUUUGCAGAGCUGCCCAAACUCAAGUCUUCACAGACGACCUGGGCUUCCCCCUGUGUAUCGCCGCAUUUACCCAAAUAAAACUCCCCCUACUAAACAUCCUGGCUCGACAUCAUUAGCACCUAUAAGCUCCACAGCUGCGCCUACAACAACCACCAAAGAAACUACAACUGCCACCACAAAAUCCACUAUAAGCCCUCAAGUUGCAUUUACUGAAAUUAUAGUCUCAGAGGAUCAUGACUUUGGUGUUCGGAUGAGGAAAAUGAAAAAUGCAAAGAGGAAAGUUUAUUCUAACAAAUCAAGUUCCGCUAAUAAAGAAAAGAAAACAAGUGUUGGAGAGGAGGAAAAUGUAGACGCAGAGGAGGGAAGCGCUGAGGAUGGGGUCCUGUACUCCCCAGGAUAUGAUUACAUCGUUGAGGACAAGACGAAACAAGAAGAGAAGAUUAUUGACCUGGACUUUUUCACCACAGAAACGUCUGUAACGACUCGUCUUCAGACAACCACACCAAAACCACAAGCACGUCCUCUUACCAAGCAUAUAACUAGAAUGCCACCCACAACUGCUUUGCCAUGCUCUCUUACCAGUACUGACACAUGUUCAAGGACAACCCACCACUUACCCAACAUCAACACCACCUCAAAUGUUAAACCAUACCGCCCAUGGACACAACGUGCUCCUCUAACCACUCCCAUGCAUAAGUUUGGCCCGGGCCUUUCAAAAACUAUCUUCAAAACGAAACAAGUUCCUGCAACAUCUAUAAGAAAACCAUCCACCACUGCAGCGCCACCUCAUGUGACAUUUAUGAACCUGAAGAGCUCCCCUGCAACAACCAAGAAAACCACUCAAACUGCUCGUGCUAAAAAACCACCCAGGUCCAAAGGAAGCCACUUCAAGAGCCAAAACCAGCAACCAAGAAGUCCGCAGAGCAGUUCCACGAGUGACCAAAGAAACCUGAUGGCCAGAGAACCAGUUAACAUGGAUGUAUUUUGGGUUGUAGGAAACUGGAGUGAGUGCUCAACGACAUGUGGGAUUGGAGCUCUAUGGAGAACCGUGGUGUGCAGUUCAGAGGAUGAUGAGGACUGUGCCAACAUGAAGAGACCUGAGCCUGCACGAACAUGUCAUCUGCAACCAUGCGCUGCCUGGAAAACUGGCAGCUGGAGCAAGUGUCCAGAAAGCUGUGGGUCUGUGAGAAGGAGGCACCGUGACGUUCAGUGUGUUGAUUCUCAGAGUAAACGUCCACUCAGACCUUUCCACUGUCAGACUGUGUCCAGCAGACCCCUAAGCACCCUGGGUUGCCCCCAAAAGCCCUGUAUGAACUGGACCGUGUCACCUUGGGGACAGUGCUCUGGCAGCUGUGGUGAAGGCAUCAGGGAGCGACUGGUGUACUGCCCCGAACCUCAUCGCUGCAGCACCACGUCCAGGCCAAACGGCACUGAACUGUGCAGUCUAAAGCCUUGCACGCACUGGAAAACCGAAGGCUGGGGGGAGUGCUCUGUGAGCUGUGGAGAGGGUCAGCAGCAGCGCGCAGUCAACUGCGUGAGCGAUCAGGAUUCGGCCGUUUUGCCAAACCGCUUUUGUGAGACGAUUUCUAAACCAGAAACACUCAGGAAAUGCAACAUGCAUGAAUGCAAGAAAAACUCAGUUUGCAGAAAAAACACCAUGUCUUCCCGCUUCUGUGACAAGCUGAAGCUGUUGGGUCGCUGUGUGCUUCGGUCGGUCCAAAGACAGUGUUGCUUCACCUGCAGGGCGCUACCAAGACUGGACUCAUAAUGACUGCAACGCGACCUGCCGUCUGUUCAUGAAAUGCUGGUACAAAAUCCACCGACUGAGAAACCACGGUGCUAACGGCAACUUCAGCAAGCCAAACUGACUGCCUCAGUGGUCACUGCAUUUCUUUUGUUGUUGUUGUUUUUUCUACCAUGUUCAGUUUUUCUUAAUUUACUGUAGUAAAAUUUUGGAUCAAAACCAGGUAAUGCAAAAAGCCAAAGUGCUUGGGGAAAGACCAGAGGAAAAAGAGAUUAUGCAAAGGCAUGGGCUGGUAUAACGAUCCCACAAAAUGAACUCCACAAGUUCAUGUUUGCACAAAAAUCAAAAGGUAGGACAUGAUUUAGGUUUGUUCAUUUCUUCCUCAAAGAAUAGAAAAUAAGCCGAUUUUGGCUGGUUCAGGCAUCUGAACCUGCAGUCAGAGAUGCUGCUCAGAGCUAGCCAACGGUAGCUUUAGAACAGCAUUACUUAAAAGUAACAUACGGCCACCUGCGCUGUUUCCAGGCCAGCAGCAGCUCUACUCUGAACCCAUCUUGGCUGACUGAACCCAGACACCCUCGUUUUGGCUGUUUGUAUCGGUGUUCUCGUUCUUUCGCUACCCAGAGCUUCUGACCACAGAUCAGGGUAGGAAUGACCAUCUGCUGGUAAGUUGAGGCUCAGCUCUCUUUUCACCAGGACCGACCAGUAAAGGACUUGCAUCAAUGAAGACGCGGCACUAAUCCUGUCGUGAAAAGCUUUUCACAACAGCAUAAAUUUCCCAGCUGUCAAAUCCUUUCUUGUUUGUACAGAAAAGUGUUCCAGCUUUCUUUUGGUUAGCUGAGUAGUUGUGUGUAAAAACAACUGGGUUUCUUUAUGCAGCCAGAAAAAAAUGUUGGCAACUCUAGCACUUCCUCUGGCCAAUAAAAUGGUCCUAAGUGACAACAUUUGAAGUAUUAUAAACAGUAACUUUUUAUAAUCUUGGAAUGCCUCAAUACAGACAGCCGGCCCAUGCCUCGUUAUGUGUUAACAUGCAUUUCUGGGUCAAAGGUGCUUUACAGCUUAAUAAAGGUGCUUUUAAAAUUAGGCUGCUGAUGAUUCACAGCUAAUUCCUAAUGUUUUUUUUUUUUUUUUUUUUUUAUGAACUGGUAAAAACAGAAUGUACAUUAAGAUUUUCUGUCAUUCCAACAUUGUUUGGAUGGACAACGUCAACAUUUUUUAACACUCUGAUUUUUUUGUUGAAUUAUGUUUUGUUUUUCUCAGAGCCAGCACUGAUUGUAUGUUUAUGUAAAGCUUUUUAUGGGCCAUUUUCUUUUUUGGUAACACUUUA